Ostreobium quekettii is the source of this 780-nucleotide messenger RNA. The record is from the annotation of a GenBank genome assembly. Lineage: Eukaryota; Viridiplantae; Chlorophyta; Ulvophyceae; Bryopsidales; Ostreobiaceae.
AUGGCGCUCAGCUCCACCAAGCCCCUGGCGUCCGCCAAGGCCAUCGCCGGGCAGAAGGUGGCGCCGAAAUGCCCGCAGGGCAUGGCGGCAUGCCGGCCGAGGACCGUGUCGGUUCGCGCAGAGGCUGAUGAUGUGAGCCGCAGGGCAGCAAUGGGGAUGGUGGCCGGCGGCGUGGCGAUCCUGGCCGGCGCCAAGCCCUCUGAGGCCGCCUACGGCGAGACCGCCAAUGUUUUCGGUUCCAUCACCAACCCGUCGGGCUUCAUCCCCUUCUCCGGGGAUGGCUACGUCGUCCUGCUGCCCUCCAAGUGGAACCCGUCGCCAGAGCGGGACUUCAAGAACAUCGACAUGAGGUGGGAGGACAAUUUCGAGCCGCUUUCUCACGUCCUGGUGACCAAGACCAAGGCGAGCAGCGGCUCGAUCGAAGGGUACGGAUCCCCGGAUGCGUUCUUGAAGAGCAUCGGCAACUACCUUGGGGAGUCCGUGUGGCUCAGCGACGGUGACACGCAGUCUGAGGGAGGAUUCGCCAAGAACAAGGUGUCUUCGGCGUCCUUGCUGGACGUCGCCACGGCCAAAGACAAGAAGGGGAAGUCUUACUACAAGUACGAGCUCUUCGUGAGGUCGGCCGAUGGCAACGAGGGCGGCCGCCACGUGCUGCUCACGGCGGCCGUGGGCAGCGGCAACCUGUACGUGCAGAAGGUGCAGUGCGGGGACAAGCGGUGGAUGAAGGGCGGGCCGCGGGUGGACGCGGAGACCGUGCACAAUUCCUUCGCCGUGGCGUGA